This is a messenger RNA of Pseudomyrmex gracilis, 2672 nucleotides long. Its product is annotated as tubulin delta chain-like. Gene Ontology annotation, biological process: microtubule cytoskeleton organization; mitotic cell cycle. Gene Ontology annotation, cellular component: microtubule; cytoplasm. Gene Ontology annotation, molecular function: structural constituent of cytoskeleton; GTP binding. The transcript has 2 exons. NCBI's taxonomy places the organism in Eukaryota, Metazoa, Arthropoda, Insecta, Hymenoptera, Formicidae. Bases 181 to 1521 code for a protein of 446 amino acids. The record is from RefSeq and is a predicted model, not a curated record.
CAAAAACGUGUUUACCGUAGGUCUCCAUUUCUUCGAUCAACCAUGGCCGCAUUCGGAAACGUCAGUUUUUGGUGGUUUCGGUUAGGUGUGUUGUAAACUGUCUCGAGACUCUCCUGAGAACGCUCUUCGCUUCGAUGCGUCAAUAACUUUAACUCGGUGGCGAACAAAGACGCUCUGAAGAUGCUCACGCUGCAAUUCGGACAAUGUGGAAAUCAAUUGGGAUACGAUUUGUUCUCGAAGGUAUUCGCCGACAUACAGAGCACGAACACCGGCGUAUCUCACGGUGCCAAUUACGAAUACACCGAGAAGACGGUCGAGAAAUGGUUCGACGGGAUCACGACGCGCGGCCACCAUCGCGCGAGAGCGAUCCUCGUCGACACCGAGGAGAAGGUAGUGAGCAAGAUGUACAAGGACGCGAACGCGUCCUGGAUCUAUCGCACGAACAACAUCGUGUGUCAGUCCGGUGGCGGCUCCGCCAACAACUGGGCCUACGGCUACGGAAUAAACGGUCGACGUCUGUCGACCGCUGUGUCGGAUAUCGUCCGACGUGAGAUCGAGAAGCUGGAUCAUUUUCAAGGAUUCUUUUUGCUACUCAGUUCGGCCGGCGGCACGGGAUCAGGCAUCGGAAGCCGCAUGGUCCGAGAUCUGCGGGAGCAGUACGAAACCAAAUCCAUCGCGGCGGCUAUUGUGUUGCCGUUUACCUUCGGCGAGGUCUGCACUCAGAAUUACAAUACCGUAUUGACGUUGGCCAAAUUUUCCGACACGGCGGAUCUUUCGGUCCUGAUCGAGAAUGAGCAGAUGCACGCUAUAUCCACCGAUUUGCUGAAAAAUUCUAACGCGAUGUUACGCGACAUGAACAGCAUCAUCGCCGAGAACUUGCUCGCUGUUUUGCAACCAACCAGCGACACGAAACACAACGUGAACUUCUUGGCAUCCAAAGUGGCCGCGCAUCCGAAUUUUAGAUUCGUAACGAUCAGGAGUGCUCCUCAUACUCCUGAAACAUCUCUGCCGUAUGAACCUGAGCACGAUUGGAACGUGUAUGUGCGUCACCUGAAGCAAACUCUUCGAGUUUCGAAGUCGCAACUGGAACUGACAAACGCUCAGCUCAAAACGCCGAAUCCUUUACCAAGCAAAACGGCGGUAUCUCACGCGUACAGCCCGUGUGUCGCCAAUGUUCUUGUCACACGCGGCAAAUCUGCGGGGAAUGAUAUAGCGACGAAAGAUUUUCGGAAAAAACAUUUAUAUCCGGAAUGGCUUACGUCGGAUUCGUUUACUCAUUUGCAUCAGGAACGCAAAUUUCUGAACCGGGACAAAUUUUUAGCAUUGAUCACAAACAACUCGGAGAUACAUCGUUCAUUGGAUAUGUAUCUGGAGAAAGCUUGGAACUCGUACAAAUGCGCAGCUUUCUUACAUCAGUACAAACAGUUUGGUAUGGAGGAGGACGAUUUCUUGCGAGCUUUUGCAAAAGUCGAGAACGUGAUGCAGGAAUACAAAAGUUUGAAAGGUCAUAAUGGAAGUUGAGAAUUGGAAAAGUAAGUUUUCUUCGUACAGCUUUGAUAAAUAGAGAGAUUGUUGUUUGCUCCCCCUCGCAUAACAUAUAUUUAGUUUUUCUACUGGAUUAUUAUUGUAAAAUAUAUAUCAGUUAAUAUAUAGUUUGAUUCUCGUAUUUAUAUUUUCAAAUAUUUAUUGGUUUAUUUUCAAAAACAAAUAUAAAACUUCGAGAAGGAGUUUUGCAGGUAAAUUUUCUUGAACAAAUAUGGAUUUUUGAAGACUCACCUUCUUCUUUAAUGUAUUUAACAACAUGCGGAUUUAUUUCUCUUUAUAACGUUUCUCCUACGCUUUUUUCCGAGCAUACGUAGGCGCUUACGUAACAUUCUGAAUAUCACGGUCACGGUUACUACGAGAAGAGGGAUGGGUGGGCAGCUGUGACGUCACUCGGAGAUCGACCAGGCUGCGGCUGCGAAUACGCGAAGGGGACUUUCGAAAUAAACGGAGGAGAGAGAGAGAGAGACAAGCGGUCAACAGGAGAAAGAAGGAACAAAAGCGGGGAGAAACGAUACGAAUAGAACGAUUGUGCUCGCGGAAGAAAAAGCGGGAUGAGAGACGAAGUCAAUUGUGUAUAUUGGUGUUCGAAUUCCUGGCCAUCAUGCUCCUUCGAAACCUGCGCAACCGCGUCCCUGUCUCUCCCCACGUCGUGUUAAAAGUUUGCUUACAUGUAUGUAGGAAUAGCUUUCUUCUGCGCAAUGUGCGCGCGCGUUCCUUGGCAAAUAGAAUCAAAAGACUGAUCACACCCCAAUUCUUGGAAAAGAGGGAAACAUUUCCAGGAACUGCCACUCGCCUCUUCGCCACCCUCUUACUAAUCGCGCCAGCUCGAAACGAUUCGAAUGAACGAUCGAGCGACGGAAUCUAAGAAAAUAAACUGACUCCGAAACUCAAUCUUUAUAUCCCGCAAUAUUUUUUCCCGCGUUGUUUUUCAUAGAUAGAACGUGAAUUUAAUUUGCGAAAAUCUUACAAUCGAGCCUUGUGCGUUUACAUUGUAACGUAUCAGCAAAGUUACAAUAAAGAUUCAAACGAGAAAAAUUUUAUUCUAUAUUUUUUUCUUCUAAUGUGAUUCACAUUGUUUUAGAUUCGCUUAAAUGUUGAAUUCAGAGUGAUUAGCGUAGAAACGUCAA